This is a messenger RNA of Colletotrichum orchidophilum, 2586 nucleotides long. RefSeq names its product barren protein. Bases 1 to 2586 code for a protein of 861 amino acids. Gene Ontology annotation, cellular component: condensin complex. Lineage: Eukaryota; Fungi; Ascomycota; Sordariomycetes; Glomerellales; Glomerellaceae. Gene Ontology annotation, molecular function: chromatin binding. Gene Ontology annotation, biological process: mitotic chromosome condensation. The transcript is spliced from 4 exons. The record is from RefSeq and is a predicted model, not a curated record.
AUGCCUCGAGUGGCUCAGGUUCCGCGCGCAGGCAGCGUCAGAGCGACCUCCGGGUCAAUGAAUACGUCGCCCUUCAAGAACUCACCCGUCAAAAUCCCCCUCAACGACGAUGCGGAAGAAAAGGCGCGACGAGCGCACUCUCGCCACGCUUUUCACGAGCGCCAGCGCAACGAAUUAAAGGCCGCUGCCGCGACUCCUCUGCGCAGAAACAAUGGCAGCUUAGAAGAUAUCGAAAAUGACACACCGGGCUCAAAUCCCAAGACACCCCACGCUCGCGGCAGUCGAGGCAGACAAGUCAUUGUUGAUGACGACGACGAUGAAGGCUUCGUGGUUAGCGGAAGCGCGGUCACGCCUAUGAAACGAGUACCGAUUCUUGCCAAUUUCGAGGAGUGGAUGAAGAUGGCCACAGACAACAAGAUCAAUGCAAAUAACUCCUGGAACUUCGCCCUGAUCGACUACUUUCACGAUAUGUCACUUCUCAAGGAGGGCGAUGGAGUAAACUUUCAGAAAGCUAGUUGCACGUUGGAUGGUUGUGUCAAGAUUUACACGAGCAGAGUUGACAGUGUCGCAACUGAAACCGGCAAGCUAUUGAGUGGUCUCGCAGACAGCAACAACAAGAAGAAGGGCAAGGAGGGCGACGAAGUCGAGGGAGAAGAGAGCGAGGAGGAAGUCGACGAAGAUGGCAACGUCAGGAAGAAGCCGAAGCGAAAGACACAACGAUCCUCCGAGGCGACCCUCGCGCCCAACUUCUCCUCGCUUCAACUCAAGAAGUUUGAACUGGAGUUCGCCGUGGACCCUCUCUUCAAGAAAACCUCCGCAGAUUUCGACGAAGGCGGCGCCAAGGGCUUACUGUUGAACCACCUCAUGAUUGAUGCCCAAGGACGCAUCGUCUUCGAUAGCAGUGACGAAGUUGGUGACGCACAUACCUCAAAGACCCGAAAGAAGAACGACGACGCCGAGGAUGAGGAUGACGAGAACACAGAAAUGCAGGAUGUUUCGGCAAUACAAGACGAGCCCGAGCAGGAGGAAAACACUGAAGAUGUUGAGAUCGACCUCGGAGCUCUCGGCGCCAAAUUCUUCUCCGACCUUGGUCGUCUCGAUGAGCUUGACGUCUGUCCAUCAUUGAAGAACUUCGACCUUGGCGACCCCUCUGGUUCCAUGGACAUUCCCUUCCUCAGAGCACCGGACGAUUGGAGAGGUGACCAAGACAAGGACAAGAACCCCGACUUGUUGGGCGACAAUUCUGGCAUGUUUAUUGACGGUGACAAUGCUGCCGGCUUUGAUGACGACGAUCUUGGUCUAGGCGGCUUCGAGCUCGGCGCCGACGUGGCCUUUGGUGAGGGCGGUGAGGCUUGGGCCAGGGAAGCCGCUCUUGAGCCUCAAAUGCGGGUCUACGAUGCUGGCCUCGGAGAAGAUGCUGCCGACGGUGACGGAGUCGAGAUGCUCGACCAAGACAAUGGAGACUUCGUCGUAUCCAUGUCUCACGCUAAGAGUGCCGACAAGAUGCAUGAGGACAUUCUCGGGUAUUUCGACCAAGCAUUGCAGAAGAACUGGUCCAGUGCCGAGCACUGGCGAAUCAGAAAGAUCAAGGACGUCAACAAGCCAGCCGGUCCUGCCAGGGUGCGCAAGGAGAAGGAGCCUUUUGAGAUCGACUUCUCAGCACCCCUCGAUCAAGCCUUGGCCGACAUCUUGUACACUCAGGCUUCAAGCAACUCCGCCGUUUCCAUGCCCAAGAAGGACUGGAAGUCAAAGUCUCGCAACCUGCUGCCUGAUGACAAACAUUUCAACUCAAAAUCACUUCUCAACCUCUUCCUCAAGCCCAAGGCACGUCUCGGCAGGAGGCGAAUUCUCGGAAACAGAGGCGGCAUGUUUGGCAAUGCUGGACAAGACAGAGACGUCCCAGAAGGGGAGAUGGACGAGGCGUUCUGGGCACAGCAGAAGGCCCCGGUGAAGAGCGAAGACGAGCCGCUGCCGGAGGGAGACUACGAUGCAAACUUCUUCCAGGACGACGCUCUUCCGUUUGCCGGAGGCUUGGACGAUGACGACGAUGAGUUUGCGGAUGCCCGUGAGCACUUGUCGCCCGGGGCCGAAGGGGACGUGGGCGCGACGGAAGCCCUCGGCAUGACGGCUUUGCUCGGCGGCGACGCUACUACUAAUGCUCUGACCGGCGCUUUUGGCACGACUCUUGUCACGCAAACCCGUCGCAUGCGGCCAGACUACGUGCAGUUCGCGCGUGUUGCCAAGAAGGUGGAUGUGAGGCGCCUAAAGGAGGAGAUUUGGAAGGGCAUGGGCCUCGAGGGCCUGGACAGCGAUUCCACACAUCUCUCAGCGGCACCGCCUGCUGAUGACGCAGCUGCACCGCCCGCGCCACCCACCAAGGAUACCGAACUCAAGUUCACCGAGGUCAUGAACAGCCUAGGUUCGGUGUACCCCAAGGCCAUGAUGGAGGACAUCUCGACCAGUUUCUGCUUCAUCAGUCUGCUGCAUCUCGCCAACGAGAAGGGCCUCGUCAUCGAGAAGACACCCGAGCUCACUGAGCUGAACAUCCGCAAGGACUGGACGGCCGAGAUCGUGGGAGGGGAGUAA